Messenger RNA from Paramuricea clavata, 372 nucleotides. Lineage: Eukaryota; Metazoa; Cnidaria; Anthozoa; Malacalcyonacea; Plexauridae. The record is from the annotation of a GenBank genome assembly.
AUGAAGCAAACAUUAUGGAACCCCCAAAAGGACCAGUAUUCAGGUUUUGUUGAUCUUGGCAAUGAAAUUCCAAAUGUUCAGUGUGACAAACUGGCAUCUGAGGCAUUGGUUUUCCUCUUAGUUGGAACAAGAAGCCAUUGGAAAUGUCCAAUUGGAUACUUUCUAAUCGACAAAAUCUCAGCCAAAGACCAAGCGAUGUUGGUGUCAAAAUCCUUGGAAAAGGCUGCAAAGGCAGGUCUGAAGGUGUGGUCAGUGACAGCUGAUGGAACAGCAGUAAACCUCCGAACAUUCGAAAUACAUCAAAGAAUUACAGCAACUCCAACAACAGGAAGGACUUCAUCUUGCGAACAAACUCUCAAUGAAUCACCUUAA